GAACGAAAGUGCCAGCAUAGUUCGUAUAAACGAACAAUGGAGUGAUAUUGGAAAACAACUCCGAACAAACCAAUGAAAUUAAUAUACAGGUGUGCUGGUGUUUACUUCUAUACUGCGAUACAGGGCGAGUGGUAUUCCAGUCAUUCGAUAUUGGGCUAUAUCAAUCUACCCACGGACUUCAACCUCCCAUUUCCUAUAAGUUUACAGAAAAGACCUUUCCAAAAUUGAAAUAUUCUGCCAGAAACUAACAUUGUGUCUUGAGUCUUGAAAUCUGCAUUAGGUAACUCAGGUUUUGAAUGUAGUAAUGUUAAAGGUCAUUGAUGAUUUGGGUAUCUUAUCAAAAUUCCGUCUUCCAAUGAUAUUGUAGGUUUCAGUCAGAAUAAAAAAACCAGUUGGAAUCUCAUCCCUACACCAAAUUAAACAUGAAUAAUAUAUAUCGAAUUUUGUUUGUGGUUUUCUUCACAUUUGCAGAAAUUCAUUCGAAUUCAGAAGAUGAUGAUGGUGUGAAAUAUGCUGAUAGAUGUGAAGUAUGCAAAAUCCUUGCAACUGAACUCCAAGAAAGGCUGGAAGAAACAGGAAAAACAAGUGAAGUAAUCGAAACAGGAUAUGCCGUUGAUGAUGUAAAACCAAAAAAAAAGAAGGAAUAUAAAAAGUCGGAGCUGAGAUUAGUUGAGUCACUAGAUGGUGUUUGUGAAAGGAUAUUGAACUACAACAUUCACAAAGAGAGACAAGACAGCACACGGUUCGCCAAAGGCAUGAGCCAAACAUUUCAAACUCUACAUGGCUUGGUUGAUAAAGGAGUCAAAGUGGAAUUGGGAAUCCCUUAUGAGUUGUGGGAUAAACCAAGUGCAGAAAUCACAAAUAUGAAGACACAGUGUGAAACCCUUCUUGAACAAAAUGAAGGAGACAUAGAAGACUGGUAUUUCCAUCACCAAGGGAAGGAAUCUCUGAAGAAAUAUCUCUGUGAAGAUCGUGCUUUGAAAAAUCUAGAUUCCAAAUGCCUAUAUGAAAAUCCUAAGGGAGAUACUGGAAGCAAAAGGCCUGCUUCCAAACAGGAAUUGUAAUUUUAUUUCCAUAUCAAGAUCAAAGUGUGUUUUGUAUUAGUGUAAGUCUUUUUAAGACAAACUUGUGUGAUUAUAGUUAAAUAUACCAUUGGAAUAAUAAAGUGUAAAAAACUGUAUAUUAUUCAA
This is a messenger RNA of Leptinotarsa decemlineata (Colorado potato beetle), 1190 nucleotides long. It is a transcript of the gene CNPYb, whose product is annotated as FGF signaling regulator protein canopy b. The record is from RefSeq and is a predicted model, not a curated record. NCBI's taxonomy places the organism in Eukaryota, Metazoa, Arthropoda, Insecta, Coleoptera, Chrysomelidae.